AUGUCGGUCCUCGGGGCCGGGGGGGUCCUCCGUCGGUCACACGCGGCAGGCCUCGCAGGCCUCGCCGCCCUAUUACUAUUAUUACUAGCGACGCGGGCCCCCGUCCCUCCCCCUCCCCAACCUAGGCCUCUCCGCCUCCCCACUCCUUCCUCCACACAUAUCGAUAAACAGCCCCACUCUCAAACAUCCCCAGCCCCAUCCGAGGCCUCCUCUCAUCCAUCCCCAAAAACCACCAAAAGCGUCAAUACCACUGGGGUAGUAUUAGUCCGGGAUGUCUACGAAGCGGGUCAUGAGCGACCCCAUCCUGAACUCUGUCCUUCUUUAGGAGCGAAGUUGAGAUUACUUAUACUAGUAACAUCAGCUCCCUCCCAUUCUUCCGCGAGGGAUGCUGUAAGGUUGACGUGGGGUCAUUACGCGGCGAGGAAGGAUAUAGCGCUGGCGUUCGUACUUGGAGCUCCGCCGGCGUCUCUUCGAGCGGCUGUGGAGGCAGAAGAUGCUUUAUACGGCGACUUGAUAGUUGGCCGAUCUAUAGACUCAUAUUCGAAUCUCACUCUCAAAACGAUCUCGAUGCUAGAAUGGGCGGACACAUACUGCCCACGAGCUCCAAGACUCCUUAAGACAGAUGACGACAUGUUCAUCAACAUACCUCGUCUACUAUCCUUCACGGCGGCUAGAGCGAACGCUACUAAAACUAUAUGGGGGAAGGUGGUCAAAAAAUCGCUGCCCAAACGGACGACCAAGUCCAAAUAUUACGUGUCGCCUUUACAAUUCCCGGGGCGGGUAUUCCCCGAUUUCGCGACCGGCCCGGCCUAUUUACUAACAGCUGAUGCUGCAAGACUCCUAUUAGCUGCGGCGCCAUCUGAGAGGUACCUGCGCUUGGAAGAUGUUUUCAUCACUGGCGUAUUAGCCGCUAAGCUCGGUCUAGCUCGCUCACAUGCUGCCGAGUUCUAUAAUAAGAAGGUCGCGCCACAUCCGUGCGCGGUACAAAGAGGGAUAGCCAUACAUAUGGUGCAAUAUCACGAACAAUUCGAUCUAUGGCGUAAACUGCUCGAUGGUAAGACGAAGUGCAGAUAA
Molecule: messenger RNA, 1074 nt
Organism: Danaus chrysippus (African queen)
Lineage: Eukaryota; Metazoa; Arthropoda; Insecta; Lepidoptera; Nymphalidae
Source: the annotation of a GenBank genome assembly